AGUUCCAGACGUGUGCAACUGCAUGGAAAAGCAGCACGUCAGAGCAGAAAUGUCAUGCAGCCCAAUGACUGCAGAAGAUCGCGGCUCGGAGCUCGCCCGGGGGUAUAAAGCUGGCUGAAGGAGCAAAAGUAGAGGCGAGCUGAGCAGGAGAAGAAGGCUGUGGAAGACAGGAGCAUCCACCUGCUCCAGCUGCUCGUGUGCCGUGUUUGCAGCCUCCAAGCGCUCGGGCUGAGCGAGGGGAGAGCGGCUCUGCCCUCUUGCAAAUGAGCUGUUUCCGAAACUGUUUCCGAAUUGGAGGAGCAGAGCGACGUUUCAGAGAUGUUGUCCUGCUUCGUCUGGCUCACCCCUCCCAGCGUAGUUAACGCCUUUGUGAUCCCAGGGAAGUUGCCCCUCAAUGGGAACCUGGAGAAGACUUUUGUAAUCCGGAACAUCUCGGGUUUCUUUUCCUGGGAUAAUGACAGCCUGGCCAACUGGCAGAGCUUUGUGGACAGGAGCCGGUACGGAGCAGAGUCACAGAGCAUCACGGUGAAAGCCCUGCUCAUUGUGGCGUACGGGCUCAUCAUUUCCCUCUUUGGCAACAUCCUGGUCUGUCACGUUGUCACCAAGACGAAGCGUAUGCACUCUGCCACCAGCUUGUUCAUUGUCAACCUGGCUGAAGCCGAUAUCAUGAUCACCCUCCUCAACACACCUUUAACAUUGGCUCGUUUUGUGAACAGUACUUGGAUAUUUGGGAAGGGGAUGUGCCAUGUCAGUAGGUUUGUGCAGUACUGCUCCCUCCAUGUCUCUGCCUUGACCCUCACAGCCAUUGCUGUGGACAGGCACCAGGUUAUAAUGCACCCACUGAAACCUCGCAUAUCUACUGGAAAAGGUGUUAUCUACAUCUCUGUAAUCUGGAUCAUGGCAGCUUGUUUUUCCUUACCACAUGCUAUCUACCAAAAGCUCUUUACCUUUGAAUAUGGGUAAGGAUGUGCUUUGCUUUCCUCCAAACUCUCCCUGGAGGCCAAACUCUCAGCGGUCUUCCUUUGGGAUCUUCUAUUGAAAGCCUUUGAGCAUAUGUCAAGGU
This is a messenger RNA of Lepidothrix coronata (blue-crowned manakin), 1063 nucleotides long. It is a transcript of the gene GPR83, whose product is annotated as G protein-coupled receptor 83. NCBI's taxonomy places the organism in Eukaryota, Metazoa, Chordata, Aves, Passeriformes, Pipridae. Gene Ontology annotation, biological process: neuropeptide signaling pathway. Gene Ontology annotation, molecular function: neuropeptide receptor activity. Gene Ontology annotation, cellular component: membrane. The record is from RefSeq and is a predicted model, not a curated record.